AAGCAAUGCAAAGGACGCCCACGAGAUCCCGAGCCAGGCAUGGAGCGGUGAAUGCUCCGCCCCAUGCAUCCCUGUUCCUCAUGGACCAGCGCAGUGUACCCCUGACUGCAGCUGUGUGGACUGAGGCUGCUCCUGGGCAUCCAGAUUUGAGGCUCGCUGCCCGGCUUCCUCCUGAGCUCGCUGCGCUGGGGUGGAAACGUCAAGCUCCUCUGCAGUGAGUGCCCAGCACGGCCCUCGAUGGCUCUUCCCUCUGCUCGCCACCUCCCUCCAGCCAUGAUGUUCACAGUGCCAUGUGUCCGGCUUCACACUGAGCACCCGGCAUGGAUCAGACAGUCUUCACCACAACGCUGUGUGGACUCAUACCGGAAGCAAGUGGUCAUUGAUGGGGAGACAUGCCUGCUGGACAUCCUGGACACAGCAGGCCAGGAGGAGUGUAGUGCUCUGCGGGACCAGUACAUGCGCACUGGGGAGGGCUUCCUCUGUGUAUUUGCCAUCAACAACACCAAGUCCUUCGAGGACAUCCACCAGUACAGGGAGCAGAUCAAGCAGGUGAAGGACUCGAUGACAUGCCCAUGGUGCUGGUGGGGAACAAGUGUGACCUGGCUGCACGCACUGUGGAGGCUUAGCAGGCGCAGGACCUUGCCCGCAGCUAUGGCAUCCCAUACAUCGAGACGUCGGCCAAGAGGCCAAGACGCGCCAGGGCAGCCACUCAGGCUCUGGCUCCCGCUUCAGCUCCGGGACACUCUGGGACCCUCCAGGACCUCCAUGACCCACCAGCCCCUCCCGCUGUAA
Equus quagga is the source of this 792-nucleotide messenger RNA. RefSeq names its product ras-like protein 1. Gene Ontology annotation, molecular function: GTP binding; GTPase activity; GDP binding. The transcript is spliced from 5 exons. Gene Ontology annotation, biological process: Ras protein signal transduction. The record is from RefSeq and is a predicted model, not a curated record. NCBI's taxonomy places the organism in Eukaryota, Metazoa, Chordata, Mammalia, Perissodactyla, Equidae. Gene Ontology annotation, cellular component: plasma membrane. Bases 238 to 792 code for a protein of 184 amino acids.